AAGAUGGGCAAGUUAAAUUACUCUGCUCGAAAGAUCGACGGCGUCAGGGCCGCGCAGGUGGUCGUUAGAGACUUGAAAAAACGAAUCACCACCGGCUCCGGCGCCCGAAACACCUCCCGCGAUCCGAUCCUCGAACUCGACGUCAGCGACAAAAACCUAACCGACACCGGCUUCACCGAUGUCCUCCACACCCUCCUCGAAUGCAUGAAAUAUCGCGACGCAGAGCACCCCGACGGUGCUGCCAAACUCACCGAGCUCCACCUCCCCGGCAACCAAUUGACCAUACUCUCGCUGGAGAAGCUGGGUGAGGUGGUUGAGCUUAGUGCUGGGGAUCUGCGCGAGUUGGAUAUUUCUCGGAAUCAGAUUGAGAUUCGCGGUGAUGAUGAUAAGGGGAAGGGGAUUUGGUUGGAGUUUCUGAGGGCAUUUGAGGGGUGCUAUGUGCUUAAGAAGCUGGAUUUGGGGAUGAAUCGGUUGGGGAUUGUGGGUGUUGAGCUGCUGUCGAGGGUUUAUACGCGGAGUGAUCUCGACUUCUUUGAGGAAGAAGGUCAGGAGGAGAUCGUUGUUGAGGAGAUGGAGGCGUUGGAUGUCAAUGAGAAGGAGAAUGACCGUGGUCGUUCGAAGAAGUCGCCUAAGGCUAAUAUAGUUCUAGGUACCGUCGCUACUUCCGGUCCUUCUACUACAAAGACCGUGAGCCCUGUCGACUUGAAGCAUUACGCGUGUACCAGAGGCUUACGCUCCGUGCCAUACAUUAUCCUCUCGAACACCUCGUUGACCACCGGUGCUGCCAUCCAUCUGACCAGCAUGAUCCUAUCCCAUCGAGAUCCCGAGCAGCUGCUCCCCUAUCUCCCCCCAGGCAAAAUGUCCCCUCUCUCCGACACAGACGGCCGAUGCAACGGUCUAAUUUGGCUUCCCAACGACGAUCUAAGCGACCUAGGACACAAGAUGCUCGACUCUGCCGAGACGCUUCGUCAGUUCGCCUCUGAAAUGCAUCCCGAGGAGGACCAGGCCCAUCGGGAGGGAAAACUUCCCCGCGAUUUGGAGGGCGUUAAUCUGAUGGACUUCAUGGAACAGCGCCGUCAGCAUGCAAAGCUGAAUGUGGAAUACACUCGUAUCAUCAAGCGUGCACGGAUCGAAGCCCUAAGGACGGAAGGUGUGCAUGCCGCGGAGUUGUGGAGUGCUGCGUUGCGGAUGAUCACCACGGCUCGUAUGUUGCUGAUGGAUGGUUCCAAGCGCGAUGCGGAGGAACAGUCUGAGUCCGAGAAUGAGCAGGAGAAUACCGCACCUGAAGAAUCUGUCCCCGACCAGGAAUACAUCCAAACAAGCAACUACGAAGCCUAUGCCUACUCUACGUCUGUCGAGGAGCCCAUGCCCAAGGGUCCGUUCCAGCCAGGCGGUGCGACGUUCGAUGUCAAUUUCCCUGCUCUGAGCGGGUCUUCCGCGAACAGGGGACCUGGACCUGCUCCUGGCCCUGGACUCAUCGAGCCUCCGACGAAAGAGAAGCUUCCUAUUACGCCCCCCCAACCCCAACGGACCCAGCAGCAACGACACCAGCGACAGAAGUCCAGAGCGGAACAUGUGAAUCGCACGGAGAAAUGUACUUCUAUCCAAGGACAAGAGAAGCCCCGGAAUCUGUUCCACAGACUCCCCUUGCACGUCAAUUAUCAGAUUAUCGCACGCAGAGCCGGUGCGGUGGGCAUCCUUAGCCCCGCGCAGCAGGAACGACUUGUCAAGUACGCGACCGACUGGAAUUCUAUCGCUGCUGAGAUGAGGGCGCAGGGUGCUGAGGAGCAUCAGCAGAUCUGGAAGAUUCUGGAUUCUGUCAACUGCUUCAUUUACUCUUCUUCGUCUUAGAUGUGAGGGGUAGGGUUUGUAUGUCUUGAUCAGCUUUCUUUUCUCCUCUCUUUGUCAGAGUGCACAUGUUUCAUCUAUGGUUAAGCGAAACAGACUAUGAGGUGUUGUUUGAAGAAGAGAAUAGCACUAUGGCAUGCUUUGAUCUUGGUCUCAUUUUCUCAUGGGACUGAUCGAUGCUGUGCUGUAUGCUUGUUUCUUUCCAUUGAACGAUGCUCAUCUGUCUGGUUCAUUUGACAAAACGCAUACGAAUGUACGUAGUUCAAAUACAGAAGAUAUCUAGACCCAAU
This is a messenger RNA of Aspergillus glaucus CBS 516.65, 2138 nucleotides long. RefSeq lists its product as uncharacterized. The record is from RefSeq and is a predicted model, not a curated record. The coding region runs from base 4 to 1851 and encodes 615 amino acids. NCBI's taxonomy places the organism in Eukaryota, Fungi, Ascomycota, Eurotiomycetes, Eurotiales, Aspergillaceae. The transcript is spliced from 5 exons.